UUGAUUGAGUUAUCGUGUCGCUUAGAUCACUCAUUAUUUAGCACAACAAAAACAUGGCUUCAGUAGUUAGCCAAAAACUAGCACCAAAAGUAUCAGUUAAACGAGACAUCAUCAAGCAGGAGGAUCGUGAGAGCAAACGAUCCAAACUUCAUUCCAUCAUUAGCCGGAUUUUAGAAUUACCCGCCGUUGAGGGCAAAUGCAAAAUGAUGGAUAGUGACAUUGAGAUGCAAUCCAUUCCUGAUAGUCAUACCGCUAGUGAAUCUGUACGAUCGACAUCACCAGCACUCAGCACUAGUAGCAAUGUCCCCUCCGAAUCAUCGUCAGUAACGUCAGAUUUUGACCGGUUGGUAUGCAAAAAGGUGGAUCGUGUUCCACGGCGGAUGUCUCAACUAUCAGUGCAACCAGGCACAGAGCUGGUGGUGCCGGUAAAGUACAAUCAAAAGAUGGCUCGCUCGUUCCCGGAUCGUGGCAGGUCGGAGCGCGAUCAAGUACGCCGUGCCCGGAACACCGUAUCGGCAAGAGAGAGUCGCGCCAAGCUGCGAAUGAUGAACGAUCUUCUGCAGAAGCAAGCCAACGAGGCACGAAAGGUGAAUACGGUUGGCAAAAUUAAUCUUGCGGCGUUGCUGAGCUAUUCAAAUGAUUUGCUAGAUCUGUUGAAUCUACCGACGGUGGAUUACUACGAAAUGUGGCAACAAGCAAAGGACUAUCCUAUAUAUCCCGAAAUGAUUGUCGAAACAAUGAUAGACUGCAACAACACGGUGGGGAAUAUUCCUACGAUCAAGAAGGAAGUGGAAAGUGAAGAAGAGUGAAUCGUAUAUUUAUUGAUUUGACGACGAUGUAGAGACCAUGUUCCUUGUCAGAAAAAUUAUCCAUGAUUUUGACCACAGUUAUAAAUACUUAUAACAUUGAUUAUUUUAUUUGUUAAGUAUAAAACGAAAUAAAUGUUUAACUUAUUUUUACAGAGUGAAAA
Molecule: messenger RNA, 970 nt
Organism: Armigeres subalbatus
Lineage: Eukaryota; Metazoa; Arthropoda; Insecta; Diptera; Culicidae
Exons: 1
Coding region: 54-809 (251 amino acids)
Biological process (GO): regulation of DNA-templated transcription
Molecular function (GO): DNA-binding transcription factor activity
Source: RefSeq, a predicted model, not a curated record